Aaosphaeria arxii CBS 175.79 is the source of this 1697-nucleotide messenger RNA. RefSeq lists its product as uncharacterized. NCBI's taxonomy places the organism in Eukaryota, Fungi, Ascomycota, Dothideomycetes, Pleosporales. Gene Ontology annotation, biological process: protein polyubiquitination; positive regulation of proteasomal ubiquitin-dependent protein catabolic process; ubiquitin-dependent protein catabolic process. The transcript has 2 exons. The record is from RefSeq and is a predicted model, not a curated record. The coding region runs from base 112 to 1383 and encodes 423 amino acids. Gene Ontology annotation, molecular function: ubiquitin protein ligase activity; ubiquitin conjugating enzyme binding. Gene Ontology annotation, cellular component: cytoplasm; ubiquitin ligase complex.
CGCCGAUCGUACGUUAUAUCUUAUAGCGAUCUAGACAUGUACGUAUCGUACGUACAUCUCAUUGAGGAACAGCAAUUCUUUUGCCAAUCUGUAUCACGUCCCUAUACACGAAUGCCUGACACUGGCCAAGCCCUGGAGUGCUUCGUGUGCUACGACGCUGGCAGUGAAGAGAUGCCUCUCAUCCCUUUCGGCUGCAACCGCCAUUACGUCUGCCAGGACCCACAGUCUAUGUGUCUGAAGUUCAUCUUCGAGUGUGCAACGAACAAUGAGUCCCUGUGGCCUGUAAAAUGUUGUGGCACAUUCAUAGAAAUUGGCUACUUCAACGACUACGUUCCGAAGCUCUUGCCAAUCUUGACGUGCCUGCGGUACCAGGCAAAAGGGCAGGAGUACCGUAUGCAUCCCAGAACCCGGGUGUACUGUGCGAACGAAGAAUGCAGAAACUUCCUCCACCCCUACAUCUACUGCUGCACCUUGGAUGGAGUCCAAUUCGCGCGCUGUAUCGACUGUCUCGAUCUCACCUGCACCACGUGCGGAAAGUCGCUCUACGACAGAGCAUGCAGAAUCGCCGGCUGCAUGGAGUGCGAAUUAAGACCGAAUCCAGAGCACUCGGCGCACGCGUGCAAUACGGAGAAGGACGAGUCGUUCCUGGCCUUCUGCAGGGAACACAACUUCAAGCAAUGCGACAGAUGCGGAAACAUGGUCGAGCUCGCCGAUGCCUGCAACCACAUAACCUGCAUAUGCGACUAUGAGUUCUGCUAUAUCUGCGGUAGACGCUGGCUAGGACUGCAUGGAUGCCCAAGAUACGGCCAGCCAGUGUAUGACGACGAGGGUUUCAACCAGGACGGCUUUCAUCGUGACACGGGUCUAAACAGAGAUGGUGCGGCUCGCUUUUGGGACGAAUUGGAGCCAGAAGAUGACGAUGCCGUUGUCGAGGAGCCCCAGGAGGAAAGGGUUUUAGAGGCAUAUGACACCGGGCGUUUUCUUGGCAGAUGGUUGGACGACGGUUACAAUCUGGUAUACAUUGGCGGAGCGGAUCGGUUGGGUGCUCGAGAAGAAGAAGAUGGAGCCGAUGAAGAUGAAGAAUGGGAGACCGAAGAGGAGGGGGACGACGAAAGCGAAGAGGAUGAUGAUUCUGAUGACGAAGAUGAUGAAGAUUACGAGGACGAGGAAGAGGACGCAGAAGAUGAUACUAGGAACUGGCAUGAUCUCUUCGAGGAUCGACCGAUCCGGGAACUCAACCCUACAGUAACCGUUCUUAGAGAGAGACUUGCUCGAUACGACUUAACGCAUGAGCAUCAGGAGUGGGAUGAUGCCUUGGAACAAGCACAAUUCUCCGAUCAUGGUCGGAUUCGCGAGGCUGAAAUCCUAUAUUGGUCCGAUUAAGGUCAGAUUAACGAAGAGGAAAUCCUAUUUUCCUCCGAGUUGCCAAACAGUUCACUGGACGCUGCUAUUUGAAAUACAUCUUAAGUUUGUCCCUUUUCCCAGAUGUUUACGCGAAUUGCAAAGUAGUAGAUCGUAAUGGCACUCUCGUGAUUUUUCUUCCACUGUACUCUAGACCCCUGUAAGAUGGAGAAUGCACUCUAAUUAAAGCCACGAAACGCAACUACAACACACCUUUUAUGACGCCUCAUGUCAUGGAUUCCGGACAUUUCUUAUGAUUCAUAUGACUUGAUAACAUAUCUAUCGGUAGUAGACAC